GUUAAGGUAAGAUAAAGUAAAAUAAAGUAAACAACCUUCUUUAUCCGUAGUCUGGAUCAUUCCUUACGGCGGGUGCGACAUGCGCGGCCUGCUCUCGAGUGUCCGCAAGAAGGAUUACGUCCGCUACACCAUACGCGUCCUGGAAGCUUCGAGAAGGGACAUGGAGAAGCAGACGCAGAUCCUGGGUCAUCCCGUCACGCAGCAGUGUUGCAUCUUCGACCUGGAGAAUUUCUCGCUGCGCCACGUGACCUGGAAACCGGCAAUGGACGUCAUCCUACAGCUGGUGCAACUUUACGAGGCGAACUACCCAGAGCUCCUCAAGUGUGCCUACGUCAUCAAUGCCCCAAAGGUCUUCACACUUGCAUAUGCAGUGAUCAAGCCCUUCCUUCACGAGGUCACUCUUAAGAAAAUACGCAUCUUCGGCUACAGUGGCUGGAAAGAGGAGCUCCUGAAGGACAUUGAUGCUGACCAGCUUCCUCAACACUGGGGCGGAAGUCGAGUCGAUCCUGAUGGAGACCCAAAGUGCCCUUCUGUGAUCUGUCUUGGUGGUGAAGUGCCCACAAAAUACUAUCUAAGUCUCAGCAAGAGCAAUCUCUCUAAGCUGGAUGAUGAUGAGAACCUGUGCAGCAUCACGUUAAGCAAAGGGGGCAAAAAGCGACUGAAGUAUGAAGUUAAGAAGCCUGGAUCACGGCUGAAGUGGGAGUUUAGAACUGAAGACUUCGACAUAGGCUUCGGUGUGUCUCGCAAGAUUAAGAAAGGUGAAGAGGAGGUAAUUGUGCCAUUACAAAGAGUCAACUCACAGCUUGUGACAGAGGAAGGCUUUCUUGUGUGUAUGGAGCCUGGAACUUAUGUCGUGACAUUUGACAAUGAGUUCAGCUAUGUUAGAUCAAAGAAAGUGCUUUACAGAAUCAAUGUGGAAGCUUCAUCCUGAGGUGUCAGCUAGCUUCCUCAAAGACGAGUUGGUCUUCUUUAUUGUAAACUUUUUCGGGAAGUCGGUGUAUCUAAUGCAUUUACUUUUUUAUUCCUCCCCCCAAAGAAAACAAUAGAAUCCUUAUUUGAUAAGGGAAAUAUUGCACAGAGGAUAUAGCGUGUCAUUCACACAAUAUGUUAAUGGUAAGAUAAUGCAGAAUAUUUUUUUUUUUUUUUUACCAAAACUGUUCCAGUUUUGUAUCCCAGAUGAUAUUUUAUUGAUAAUUGGAACCUUUCAAAGGUGUUUGAUCAUGUAUAUGGAAAAAAUAAUGGGAUACCUUCCUAUAUGUUCUUGUGGGCAAAUAGAGUAGACUUUUUUAUGUCAUUUAUAGUGUGGAAAUAUGAUAACAUUGAUUAGAUAAGAAAUAAGAAAUAAGCAUAGACAUUGUCAAGUGUGCAGCCAAAGGCAUGUUCAUAGAAACUUGAACACUUACUUUUUUGAUAAAUGCAUAAAAAAUAAAGAAAUUGCCACAUUUGUAACAAUGAGAACCCAAUUACUGGUUCUCAGGCUUGUAUUUUUUUUUUCUUUUUUCUUUUUUUUUUUUGAUAAACUUUCCUUAAAACCUGUUAAUUCUCGCUUAGAUCAAAGGAUCAUUAAUACCUCUUCCAAUGCCUGUAAUGUGUAUUUUUAUAUUAACUUAUCCAUUUAUCUGUAUCUCUGUCUAUCUGUUCAUCUGUUGCACACAUACACUCACCUAUACUCACUCAUGCAAGACAGAUAGACACACACACACACAC
Molecule: messenger RNA, 1707 nt
Organism: Penaeus monodon (black tiger shrimp)
Lineage: Eukaryota; Metazoa; Arthropoda; Malacostraca; Decapoda; Penaeidae
Product: SEC14-like protein 2
Exons: 6
Coding region: 80-931 (283 amino acids)
Cellular component (GO): cytoplasm
Source: RefSeq, a predicted model, not a curated record